ACCACAGAACUUCUAUAAGUAGCCAUAUAAUUCUCCAUUACAUUCACCUAAAUCAAGACAAUCAUGGCUACUUCCAUGUCAAUGGUAAGCAAGCUUGUAGCAUCUAUUGUUUUACUGCUAUGCUGGAGCACAGCCUAUGCCCAGCUUCGCCCAAACUUUUACAGGAAGACGUGCCCGCGAGCAAUAUCGAUUGUGGAAGAAGUAAUAAAGGAAACGAUAGCCAAUGAACCACGAAUGGGUGCAUCAUUGCUUCGUCUUCACUUUCACGACUGUUUUGUUAACGGUUGUGAUGGGUCUGUACUCUUGGACGACACAACAACAUUCAAAGGAGAAAAGAGUGCAGGACCAAACUUUAAUUCAGCCAGAGGUUUUGACGUCAUUGAUAAAAUUAAGGCUCGGAUUGAGAGAGUCUGCAGCGGCGUCGUUUCCUGCGCUGAUAUUUUGGCCAUUGCCGCUCGUGCUUCUGUUGUCCGAUUGGGAGGCCCAUCAUGGGCUGUAAGGCUUGGAAGGCGAGAUUCAAGAACUGCAAGUCUAAGCGGUGCAAACAACAACCUUCCAGGCCCUGGUUCAAGCCUCAGCUCUCUAAUCUCAGCAUUUAGUGCUCAAGGACUGACUACUAAGGACAUGGUUGCACUUUCAGGUGCUCAUACGAUUGGUCAAGCACGCUGCCUUUUCUUUAGAAGUCGAAUCUACAACGAAACCAAUAUAGACAAGGCAUUCGCUGCUUCUAUGCAGGCCAAUUGUCCCUUCACCAGUGGUAGUGGUGACAACAACCUCUCACCCUUAGACCAGAUAACUCCCAACGGUUUUGACAAUGUGUACUACCAAAGUCUGACAACUAAGAAGGGACUUUUUCAUUCAGACCAGGAACUGUUUAAUGGAGGCCUAAUUACGGAUUCUCAAGUUAGAACAUAUAGUACCGAUCAAGCAGCUUUCUUCACUGAUUUUGCGGCUGCAAUGGUGAAUAUGGGAAACAUCAAACCUCUCAUAGGGAGGAAGGGACAGAUUCGGCGAAAUUGCAGGAGAAUAAACUGA
Molecule: messenger RNA, 1035 nt
Organism: Cryptomeria japonica (Japanese cedar)
Lineage: Eukaryota; Viridiplantae; Streptophyta; Pinopsida; Cupressales; Cupressaceae
Product: peroxidase P7
Exons: 4
Coding region: 64-1035 (323 amino acids)
Biological process (GO): hydrogen peroxide catabolic process; response to oxidative stress
Molecular function (GO): peroxidase activity; heme binding
Source: RefSeq, a predicted model, not a curated record